Molecule: messenger RNA, 1137 nt
Organism: Seriola aureovittata
Lineage: Eukaryota; Metazoa; Chordata; Actinopteri; Carangiformes; Carangidae
Gene: fkbp1b
Product: FKBP prolyl isomerase 1B
Exons: 4
Coding region: 151-477 (108 amino acids)
Molecular function (GO): peptidyl-prolyl cis-trans isomerase activity
Source: RefSeq, a predicted model, not a curated record
GUUGGCUGCAGCUACGGGUCGGUAUUGGUCGGCGAAUGCAUGGUUUCCACCGAUAUAGCCCGACUUGUAGCCGCAAAACGGGUAACAUUGGUUGUCGAAAGGGCUUUUUAGGCUGUAUGUGUCAGAGCUAAUUUUUGAAGUAGCACAACCAUGGGUGUGGAAGUCGAGACAAUAUCUCCCGGUGAUGGAAGAACAUUUCCAAAGAAGGGCCAGACAUGUGUCGUUCAUUACAUAGGUAUGCUGCAGAAUGGGAAAAAGUUUGACUCCUCUCGAGACAGGAACAAGCCCUUUAAAUUCAAGAUUGGACGGAUGGAGGUCAUCAAGGGCUGGGAGGAAGGAGUAGCACAGAUGAGCCUGGGCCAGAGGGCUAAAAUCACCUGCACACCAGAUAUGGCUUAUGGAGCGACAGGCCACCCCGGUGUCAUCCCCCCAAAUGCCACGCUUAUAUUUGAUGUGGAACUGCUCAAGUUGGAGUGAUGCCUUGGGUUGAAAUAUGAAGGCUGAAGGUUAAUGAGGUUGCAUUCGCCACACCCUGUUUCCACAGGGUGCCGCCUCAUACCAUCCACCUACUCAUCUUUGAUUUCUACAGUCUUCUUCAGUUCAAUAUUUAAACGUAUCUACUGCUGCUUUUGUUGCCAUCAUUGUCAUAACAGAUACUGCAAGAAAAUUUUCACAUCAUGUAAGACUUUUAUACACACCACAUUUUGGUUUGUUUGUUAGAGAUGCUUUUUUUGUUUAAGUUCAUUUAAAGUUGUAAAUUUUGUUGAACCAAGAGGAAAUCAGUCAUCUGAUGAAAAGCCGUACUACAUUGCAAUCGAAACAUACUGCCUUACAGUUUCAACAACAGAGGGAGGGUACAUGUGUUGAAAGUACAAUACUUCUGCUCUGUAUAUUAACUGGGCAUUAUAUACCACUGUCUGCAUUGCCACUUUGAUAAAGGUUUGUCCUGCUGAAUGCUCUGAAUGAUGUUGCUAUGUUUAGUAUAUUUUAUAUCCCUCAUAAACAUUUACUGCAAGUGUACCCUAACCAGUCUAACCCGGUCCAAUACUGUACAGAACUCUGUAAGAGCCAUUGCUACUGCUGUCACAGUUUAUCGACCAACUCUUGAAUAAAAAUGGCAUGUACUGUGUUGAGAAA